Phascolarctos cinereus (koala) is the source of this 3611-nucleotide messenger RNA. It is a transcript of the gene MICU3, whose product is annotated as mitochondrial calcium uptake 3. Gene Ontology annotation, biological process: mitochondrial calcium ion homeostasis; calcium import into the mitochondrion. The record is from RefSeq and is a predicted model, not a curated record. Lineage: Eukaryota; Metazoa; Chordata; Mammalia; Diprotodontia; Phascolarctidae. Gene Ontology annotation, molecular function: calcium ion binding. Gene Ontology annotation, cellular component: uniplex complex.
CUCCCGUUCCCCCCUCCCUCUCCGGUUGUCGCGAGAUCCCGGCUUCGGCUCCCGGUCUGUGACAGCUACCUCGGUGACAGCGGCGCUGCUGGGCCAGGCGAUGGCGGCCCUCCGGCGGCUGCUGUGGGCGGCGCCGCGGCGCCUGGGCCCCCCCUUGUCCGGGCCGGGACCCAGGCCGGGGCCGGGGCGGUCGCUGUGGGGGCGGCCGGAGCCGGAGGAGCGGGAGGAGGACGAGGAGGCCUGGCAGCGGCGGCGGCGGCGGCGGCGCUGGGGGGAGCUGGGCGCGGCGGCCGCGGCCGGGGGCGGGCUGGUGGGCGCCGUGUGCCACCGGCUGUACGGGCCGCAGCCGCAAUGCCCCCCCGACGAGCCGGGCCCCGAGCCCGCCCCCGGCCCCCCAGCCGCGCGCCUGCCCCUGGCCGUGGCCGCCGCCGCCAGGGACAGCACGGUCGCUGCUGGUAAAGCAGAUUUGGAAGACUUGGAUGUCUUUGCCACUUCUCGGGAGAGACGGUUUCGUUUAUUUGCUUCUUUAGAAUGUGAAGGACAAUUAUUCAUGACUCCACGCGAUUUCAUUCUGGCUGUUACAACUGAUGAGCCCAAACGUGUUAACCAGUGGAGAUCACUUUCCAAACAGGAAUUAAAUGAAAUGCUUAAAGAAACACCACCAGCUUGGAAAGGAUCAUCGAAACUUUUUCGAAAUCUUAAGGAAAAAGGUGUGAUUUCUUACACAGAGUACCUGUUUCUUUUAUGUAUUCUAACAAAGCCUCAUGCAGGUUUUAAAAUAGCUUUCAAUAUGUUUGAUACUGAUGGCAAUGAGAUGGUGGAUAAAAAGGAGUUUUUGGUGCUUCAAGAAAUAUUCAGGAAGAAAAAUGAAAGGAGAGAAGCCAAAGGAGAUGAGGACAAGCGGGCACUGUUGCGUGUGCAACUUUAUGGACUCCAUGCCUCUCCUACUAAUGUACUUAAAACAGGAGAACUCAUCUCCAGAAGCUACUGGGAUACGCUGAGACGGAACACGAGCCAGGCCCUCUUUUCCGACCUUGCUGAGCGAGCUGAUGACAUCACAAAUUUAGUGUCAGAUACUACGCUGCUUGUACACUUUUUUGGAAAGAAAGGCAAAGCUGAGCUCAACUUUGAAGACUUUUACAGAUUUAUGGACAAUCUGCAAACAGAGGUUCUGGAAAUUGAAUUUCUUUCCUAUUCCAACGGCAUGAACACCAUCAGUGAGGAAGACUUCGCCCGCAUUCUGUUGCGAUAUACAAAUGUGGAAAACACAACCGUGUUUUUGGAUAAUGUGCGCUACAAUAUGAUAGAAGAAAAGGGCAUCACAUUCGACGAAUUCCGGUCCUUCUUCCAGUUUCUGAACAACUUGGAGGAUUUCGCCAUUGCCCUGAACAUGUACAACUUUGCAAGUCGCUCUAUAGGGCAAGAUGAAUUCAAGCGUGCCGUCUACGUGGCCACGGGCCUGAAGCUCUCGCCCCAUCUGGUGAACACCAUCUUCAAGAUCUUUGAUGUGGACAAAGAUGAUCAGCUGAGUUACAAAGAAUUUAUCGGCAUCAUGAAAGAUCGGCUGCAAAGAGGAUUCCGGGGCUACAAAACACUUCAGAGAUACCCCACCUUCAAAUCCUGCCUGAAGAAGGAACUCCACAGCAGAUAGGAGCCGAGUGCAGGAGAUGCCCAGCCUGCCAGCUGUGAUUCACUGACUCACUCUCCAUGCACUCCUUCCCAUUCCCUUCUCGAGGCAACAUGAAGUCUAAGGAGGAUCAGCUGAGUAGUGUGGGGAAGACGCAUGUCCUUCGUGUUUGUCUAUUUAUUUAUUUACUUUGGGGCGAUUUGCCCAUCAAGGAAGACAACAGGUGCCUCGUGGACUAGGGGGCAAGGAAGGAAGAUGCAUCUGUUGGGUCUCCGGGAAGGGCGCUCACUCUUUUGGCUAGCGCGCAUCCCUCGGGCCCAGCUCUCCACACACGGGGGUUGAGGUCCACAUUGGUUAAGCCUCGUUCUAUCCUGAUACAGCCUCGUGCCUCGAGCUGUGAUGCACUGUGGACUUUGAGAGAGCUGCAUGAAGGGGUCUCGUUGUGGGAAUCACAGGAAAUCCUGUGCUGCCCCACCCCCCACUUCCCACCCAUGCCUGUCUGCCUGCCAUCCUAGCUCUCCAGUGAGCAGUCCCUUGCAGUGCUCAGGGCCUCUGCAGCACGCUUCUGCCCCCCGGAGGCAGCUUGUCCUCCCGUCCUGGACUGCAUGAGAAGAACUCGUUUCUGGGCAGGUUAGACUUACCCUAGAAUGGAUACAAUUUGGUUGGAAAGAAUGUUUGUGCCAUGCUAUUUAUUGGUCGUGAUUUAUUCUUUCUUGAAAAAGGACCACGUGUGACAGCAGGGCCUGCAGCGGGGCCUAAGAAUUUAUUGUUCUCAGAACCAUCAGCCUUUAAAGGACAGAAGGUUAAAUCUCUUUUAAGAACAAUGAAAAUUCGCUUUGCAAACAGAGGAAAGAGUUUGAUGCUUCUUGACUGAUUAUUGCAAGUCUGUUCAUUAAUGAAAUGCUCCCCGUUGAUCACCAUAUGAAAAUGCCACUGAAAGCUUUGCAUGCUGUGUGACUAAUUCCUGUGAGAUGCCGUCUUAGCUCUGGGGUGAUUAGCUCUCCAGAAAAUCUGCAAUGCCAGCUUUACUUUAACUGUAAGGAUUUUAUCAGGGCAGUCCCUUCUUCCACCAGUCCAGAUGACAGUGACCUCCAUGAGUUGUCCUAAAGACAAAAUCAUCCCUGGGGGCCAGUCCUCUGGGGCUGACCACCUUCACAUGAGCCAGGCCUUUCAGUGCCAGGCCUAGUCAGUCCUGAGGCGUGUCCUGGCCUUUCCAGCAAUGUAAGAGAGGAUGCAACGCGAGAGGUGCCAGGCCCCCUUCCCCUGCUAUAAGGCACCUGAGGGUAAUGUCAGCGGAGCAGAGAUGAUCAAAAGAUCAUCUGCGGUGGAUGUUUCAAGAGGGCAGCGCCGAUGGCCGGCACUCUGACUCUGGCUAGCUCCCUGACCCAGAGUUUGCUGUUGUCUGCACUGGUCUAGGAAGGGGCAAACCUGAAACUUAAGGGUCACCUUCCUUUGGUUCUACUUGCACAUUUAAGAUACAAUUUGGGGAUUUGGUUCAAGGCCAAGGGAGUGAAUGAAAAGCUCCUGCUAUUCCACGUGAGGUAGCGCUUCUAAGUCCAGCUUAACUUAGAGUAAAUUGUUCCCAGUGUUAGCUCUUGGUGGGAAAUGUGAUGCUGUGCUGCUCACCCAAGGUCCGAGAGAAAGCCUGGCCUUUGGGCAGUGUGGCCCAUCGCAGCAGGCCUGAGCCCGCCCAGAAGGUGGGGUGCGCUAGUGAAAUCAGCUAUCGUUUCUUACCACAAGGAAGUAGGUGAGUGUCUGUCUGUGUGUAAGACUGCCAUGUAAUAUACUAUGUGAAUGAGCAAAAUCCUGCCGGAAACUUCUGCUGAUGACCGUGCAUCUCUGUGUGCUAGCAAUACUUGCCUCUGUACCAUCCUUCAUGGAAAGAUUGCUAUCAGAUCCCCAUGUCAAUCCCUAGCAUCACGCUGGACAGAACUCCUGCGUUCUCAAUGUCACAUCAUGAAAUAAAAGUCUGAAGUGACAUCUC